Funneliformis caledonium is the source of this 682-nucleotide messenger RNA. The record is from the annotation of a GenBank genome assembly. Lineage: Eukaryota; Fungi; Glomeromycota; Glomeromycetes; Glomerales; Glomeraceae.
UUUACCUUCACAAAAUUCAUUUCCCCAAGUUUAUUCCUUACAAUCACCUUCCUUUAAAAAACCAAUACCAUACCUUCCACCCGAAAUAAUAACAGAAAUUAUUUCAUGUGUUAAUGAAGACGAUAUAAAAUCAUUAUAUUCAAUAAUUCAAGUAAAUAGAACGUGGUUUUCUUGUUCAAUUCAUAUCUUAUGGAGGCAACCAUUUAAAUAUAUUUCAUUGACAGGUUAUUCAAAAUUACUUAAAGUUUAUAUUUGGUUUCUACCCGAACAAACCAAAUUGAAGUUACAAAAUAAUUAUUUUAACUUUGAUGUUAAAGAAUUCCAUAAGAAACCUAUAGUGAAUUAUUUAAAUUAUUUAGAAAAUUUGGAAAUAGAAUUUCGUAGUUUAUAUUGGGCGAUUAAACUAUUAUUACCUACCCUUGAAAUCGAAGGAAACGAUGAGAAACAUGAAGAUAAUAAACAAAAACAGGAACGACAGGUUCAAGCUCACGCUUUAUUAAUAGAAUUAUUUAAUUUAUUUAAAGAAAAUUGUCCAAAUUUAAAAAAUUUUAAAAUGAAUUAUCCAAACGAACAUUUAUCAUUGAACGCUGAAGAUUUAGAGAAUAUUUGUACAAACCUAACGGAUUAUAAAUCGACUUUUCAUCGUCCACGACCUCGUCGUCGUCGUAAUGCUGCUAUAUAG